Zymoseptoria tritici IPO323 is the source of this 1100-nucleotide messenger RNA. RefSeq lists its product as uncharacterized. Gene Ontology annotation, biological process: pyrimidine nucleotide import into mitochondrion. Gene Ontology annotation, molecular function: pyrimidine nucleotide transmembrane transporter activity. Gene Ontology annotation, cellular component: mitochondrion. The record is from RefSeq and is a predicted model, not a curated record. The coding region runs from base 33 to 1100 and encodes 355 amino acids. The transcript is spliced from 3 exons. Lineage: Eukaryota; Fungi; Ascomycota; Dothideomycetes; Mycosphaerellales; Mycosphaerellaceae.
AAUUCGCACAUCCUCUUCGACAAUCGACACGCAUGGUGUCUGCGCUGCCCAGAACGCAGUCUCGAGAACUCGGCGAAGUAUCUCCCAAAGAUGCAUCCACGGUGACCAUUCCUCCUGCCGCAAUGGCAGGCCAACCACAAGAGAGCGUCCGCCGCCCUUGGACACAUUUCGUUGCCGGUGGAGUUGGAGGAAUGACAGCGGCGACCCUCACAUGUCCUCUUGAUGUGUUAAAAACGCGUCUACAGAGUGAUUUUUAUCAGGAGGUCCUCGCGAAUGCUCGCGCCGCAAAAGGGAUCCCACCGCCUCAUGAACUUUCCUUCGCUCGGGCCGCAUUGCUACACAUACGAGAGACUGGUCAGAUCCUCGCUCAAAUACCCAAGGUCGAAGGAUGGAGAGCACUGUUCAAAGGGCUGGGUCCUAACCUUAUUGGCGUGGUUCCAGCUCGAGCAAUAAAUUUUUGGGCAUAUGGAAAUGGAAAGAGACUGUACUCGGACAUGUUCUUCGACGGCAAGGAGACGCCCAUGGUACAUCUAUUCAGCGCGGCAACAGCGGGCAUGAUCACAGGCACGGCGACAAAUCCCAUCUGGCUGGUGAAAACCCGAUUACAACUCGACAAGCAGCGAGCGGGAUCAGAAGGCGGAGGAAGGCAAUACCGCAAUGCAUGGGACUGCGUGGCCAAGACAGUUCGGCACGAGGGCAUUCGAGGUCUAUAUCGAGGCUUGACGGCGAGCUACCUGGGAGUCAGCGAGAGCACAUUACAAUGGGUCAUGUACGAGCAGGCAAAGGCAUCAUUAGCACGCCGGCAGGAACGACUGGACGCAUCAGGAUUUGCGCCGAACGCAUGGGACAAGACAGUCAUGUGGACGGGCAAGCUGUUUGCGGCGGGCGGAGCCAAGUUCGUUGCGGCAUUGAUCACAUAUCCGCAUGAGGUUUAUAGAGGGCUGUGGAGCUGCUUCACGACCGUGUUCAAGGAGGAAGGCUUUGCGGCGUUGUAUGGUGGUUUGAUCCCGCAUAUGCUGCGGGUAGUUCCCAGUGCAUCGAUCAUGUUCGGCGUGUAUGAAGGUGUGCUCUGGGCAUUUGGUGAAAGUGCAGGCGUAUGA